Molecule: messenger RNA, 2031 nt
Organism: Cynoglossus semilaevis (tongue sole)
Lineage: Eukaryota; Metazoa; Chordata; Actinopteri; Pleuronectiformes; Cynoglossidae
Gene: zdhhc12b
Product: zDHHC palmitoyltransferase 12b
Exons: 5
Coding region: 175-990 (271 amino acids)
Biological process (GO): protein targeting to membrane; peptidyl-L-cysteine S-palmitoylation
Cellular component (GO): endoplasmic reticulum; Golgi apparatus
Molecular function (GO): protein-cysteine S-palmitoyltransferase activity
Source: RefSeq, a predicted model, not a curated record
GACGAGUUUAUUUUACGUCUCGCGAUAGGACCGCGGGUUCUCUCGCGUGCCGUUAGCUUUGGGGCUAAUAGCUGAGGCUAACAACAGCGGAGAACGUUAAAGGGUUCAGUUUCUUUCGUUUGAAAAUAACCGCUCUGGUUCAGCUCAGUCGGACGGUUCUAUCAUGUGAGGAACAUGUUCAAAAAUGUGUUCGCCUCCGGUUUUCUGGUCAGAACUGCUCAUGUCAUUUUGACAUGGGUUGUUACGCUAAUACUGUUCUUACACGACACGGAGCUGAGGAAGCAGGAGGAGAAGGGUCAGCUCUUCCAGCCCAUCCUCUUCGUCCUUCUCGUCCUUGUGUCUGUGCUCCUCUACUUUGCUGUUUCUCUGAUGGACCCAGGCUUCAUUCUGUCUGAUGACGGCCACUCGGAGCAGUUCACACUGGGAGUUACUGAGGAGCAGCAGGACAUGAUCCCGCCCACAACCAAGUCUCUCCGACAGCGCCGCUGUGGCCACUGUCUGCUGCAGCAGCCAAUGAGAUCGAAGCACUGCCAGACGUGCCGACAUUGUGUGCGUCGUUACGACCAUCACUGCCCGUGGAUUGAGAACUGCGUGGGCGAGAGGAACCACCGCUGGUUUGUGCUGUAUCUGGCCAUGCAGCUGCUGGUGCUGCUGUGGGGGCUGCACAUUUCCUGGACGGGUUUCGGCUACGCGCCCACCUGGCAGCUGUGGAUGCGCGGCAAUGGUGCCCUGCUGGCUGUGACGGCGCUGCUGGCACUACUGUCGCUCGUCGUGUUGCUGCUGCUGGGCUCUCACCUCUACCUGGUGUCUCUCAACACCACCACCUGGGAGUUCAUGUCGCGCCACCGCAUCUCCUACCUCAAACACUGCGGUGCAGACGAGAACCCGUUUGACCGUGGCACUUUUUACAACCUGUGGGGUUUCUUCUGCGUCUGGGGCACAGUGGUGUGGGAGCAGGUCUACUUCAGGGAGGGCAACGACCCGGUGUAGGAACAAACAGAGCAACUCCACCCCCUGCCUGGAGUGUUGAAGUCGUUCAAUGAUUUUCAUACUUCGUCCUUGAACAGGAAACACCAGCUCUGGGUCUUUUAUGGCAACAUUCCUGGUCAGUAUACAAACAUCUUCAGCAUCCAGCAAACCUGCAGCCACAACUGGAUCACAGUGACAUUUCACAGUUAGGUUUGGUCUAAAAAUAGUUACCAGUAUCAGGAUAUUUCAAGAACGUCUCCUGCAUCUAGACCAUAUUCAGAAAAACAUUGUGUGUGGACAAAGUUAGAGAAGCUCUGGAGAUGGCAGUGAGAAUCCCGUAACACCGGUUAUUACAGAACUGUUAGCAGUCCAGCGAGUCUUUUGCCUUCGUCAGAACUGUCACCAGGUGUCAGGUGGUGACGUGCCUCAUCAGUUGAUGUAUGCCUCCAGCUGUCAAGCCACUCCCCCGGCGUCAGCACUCCAAGUGUGGGACGCCGUGUACGCUCCCUCGUCCCCGUUCUUAAUCCUGUGUGCAAAUGUUCUUAUUUCCACUGCCUCCAGGAUCCAUCGUUGGUAUCAGAUUUCUUCAGCGAGAAUCUUGCAGGAAGUUCAUGCCUCUUUAACAUCAGCCGACAAGUCACCUCACCACCUGACAUCUGGUAACAGUUCUGAGGAAGUAGGAAGACUUGUACCGAAACUGUUGACACAAAUAUUCAUGGAAACAUAUUACCGACACACGCCCCAAGGCCUGGGAGCCAUAACGGGAACCUGACUGCAGUCAUUCAUACAGGCCAGUAAAAAUACUUCAAGGAGGCGAGGGAUACUUUCUCUUGGUUAUUUGGCUGUUUACAAGAAAUUCAGAAAUACUUGACAAUCAUUGACCAGUGGGGCUCCUCUGGAUCACUCUAAGAACACGUAAAAGUAAAGUGAAGUGGAAAUGAAGAAGGGACUGAAGAGCUAGGGACCACAAACAAACAAAUGGAGGCGACAGGAGAAACACACCUUCAAAGAUCAAUUUGCUUUGGGUGUGAACGCUGAGAAGCACAAAUCACAAUUGCAAAU